GCUAAAAGCAGACAGUGAGUUGCAGAGCUGGACGUCGACUGACGAAUUUAACAGUUCACCACAGCUGAAGUUUCUUCACUAGCUCUGAGAGCAAGGAAAAUUUUAGUCCACUUUCAACAUAACUUGAAUUCAAAAAGAUGGAAACAACCAAAAAGGAGAUGAAAAUCAGAGUUGAAGACAACACUCAGACUCCAAAUAUAACCAUGACAGAGGAUUCUAAAGUAGGAGUCUCAUUGUCCUCCCAGGGCUUGUCCCAAGGUCAUCCAGAUUCCUCUGCAGAACAUCCUCAAAAUAACCUCCAAGUCCAAUCUGCCUCUGUGACAGAUAAGGAAGAUGCUAUUAAGCCAAAACUCCAGAUAAGUUUGAGUACAUUCACAAUCAAGAAUGGUGAAGAUCUAAAAAUAGAGAUUCCAAUCACCGGGCACCCUGCGCCAAAGAUUGAAUGGAAACAAGAUGGUCAGGCCGUUAAGGAAACUUCAAGGCUAGAGCUUAUAACAAAAGCAUCACUGACUGUCCUUCAUAUCAGACAUGCUGCCAGGGAGCACUCUGGUCGGUAUUCUGUCAUAGCGAGCAACAAUGCGGGAAAAUGCACUGGAGAAGUUGCUGUGGUUGUUCUUGAAAGACCAGACCCACCAACAGGUCCAAUAAAGAUUGAUGAAGUCAGCUCUGACUAUGUGAUUAUCUCUUGGGAGCCACCAGAAUACACUGGGGGCUGUCAGCUUGACAACUACAUAGUAGAGAAACGAGAAAUCACAAGCACAGAGUGGCAGACUGUGUCAGCAACAACAGUAAGAACCACAAUCAAAGUUACUAAACUGAAGACAGGAAAUGAAUACCAAUUCAGAGUGUUUGCAGAAAACAGGCAUGGAAAAAGCACAGCCAUAACCUCCCCAGUUGUAAUGGCCCAAUAUCCAUUUAGUGUCCCUGCUGCUCCUUGCACUCCCUAUGCAUCCACAGUGACCAAGUACAGCAUGGUGGUCGAGUGGGAGCCUCCAGCCAGAGAUGGAGGAAGCCCUAUUAUCGGCUACAUCAUUGAACGUAAAGAGAAGAACAGCAUUUUAUGGACCAAGCUGAACAAAUUCCUUCUAUCCGACACUCGCUUCAAAACAAGUGGCCUGGAAGAAGGUAUUGAGUAUGAAUUCAGAGUCUUUGCAGAAAAUGUUGCUGGUUUGAGUCCAUGUAGCAAUACAUCUGAAUGCUAUGUGGCAAGAGAUCCCUGUGAUCCACCUGGAAAACCCGAAGCUGUUGUAGUGACCAGAGACAGCAUCACACUUCAGUGGGAAAAACCCAAAUAUGAUGGUGGAAGCACGAUUACAGGGUAUGUUGUUGAAAAGAAGGAGCAGCCUGAUGGCAGAUGGAUGAAGGCAAACUUUACUAACGUUAUUGAGAAUCUCUUCACAGUUACAGGUCUGACAGGAGGUCAAAGUUACGAGUUUAGGAUAACUGCUAGGAAUGGCGCUGGUGUUUGGAGUAUUCCAUCAGAAAGUCUAACCAUUCUCGCUCAGGACGUUAUUGAAGCGCCCACUGCAUUUAUUAAUCCUCAGUUUAAGAGUACCACUGUUCAAGCAGGGGAAAACUUUGUUGUUGAUGCUGAUUAUUAUGGGAAGCCUCUUCCAGAAGUUAGAUGGCUAAAAGACGGAAAAGAAAUCGAGAAAAGUACCCCAAGAAUGGAGAUAAAAAGCACCAUCACUCAUACAACCCUCACAGUUAGGGACUGCACACGUGUGGAUGGCGGACACUAUGUCCUGAGCCUCAGUAACCUUGGUGGAGCGACCUCUAUUUCCGUUAAUGUUAAAGUCUUAGAUAAACCUGGUCCUCCUGAUGGACUUCUGAGGGUGAAGGUUGUGAGUGCGGAAAAGUGCAAUCUCCACUGGAGUCCCCCUCUAAACGAUGGAGGCUCCACUAUCACCCAUUACAUCAUUGAAAAAAGAGAGACCAGCCGAGUCACGUGGACAGGAGUAGACCCUCACGUUGAAGCUGUGAGUUACAAAGUGACAAAACUGGUGCCUGGCAAAGAAUACAUUUUCAGAAUUGCAGCAGUGAAUAAAUUUGGUGUUGGUGAAUUCCUGGAAUCUGAGCCUUUUGUUGCACAAAAUCCGUUUAAAACACCUAGUGCACCUUCAACUCCUACAGCCAGCGCUGUGACUGGUGACUCAGUAGUACUGACGUGGGAAAGGCCUGAGAGUGAUGGAGGCUCAGAGAUAGAUGGCUACAUCCUGGAGAAGCGUGACAAAGAAGGCGUCCGAUGGUCCAAAUGCAACAAGAGGAGGGUAAAUGACUUGCGUUUUCGAUGCACGGGGCUUGUAGAAGGACAUUACUAUGAGUUUAGAGUUCUUGCAGAAAAUGCUGCUGGUGUGGGUGCACCUAGUGAGCCAAGUGAGUAUAUAAAAGUGUGUGAGGCCACUUACCCUCCUGGCCCGCCUACUAACCCUAAAGUGGUGGAUUAUUCCAGCAGUUCUGUUUCUCUGACUUGGUCAAAACCCAUCUAUGAUGGUGGAGCGACCAUCAGUGGAUUUGUUGUUGAGAUGAAAGAAGUAGCAGACGAUGAAUGGAUCGCAUGCACUCCAUCUGCAGGUGCACAAGACACCAGCUACACAGUGACGACACUGAGAGAAAAUUCAGAGUACAACUUUCGUUUAAGUGCAAAAAAUUCUGCCGGAGUUGGCGAGCCUGUUGAUCUGCCUGGGUCAGUUGUAGCAGCUGCUAAAUUAGAGGCACCAGAAAUUGAGCUGGACUCUGCUCUAAGGAAGAUCGUUAACGUGCGAGCAUGUUCCACCUUACGACUCUUUGUGACCUUCAGAGGAAGACCAGAGCCUGAAAUCAAAUGGUCUAAAGAAGGUGGCAUUCUAAGUGAGAGUGCUCAGAUUGAAGUAACAAACUCCUUCACUGUUUUACUGAUAGAGAACGUCAACAGAAAUGACAGUGGAAAGUAUGUGUUAACGGCUGAGAACUGCUGUGGCUCCAAAUCGACAUUCAUUAAUGUUAGAGUCAUGGACUCUCCCAGUGCGCCAACAAAUUUAGAAAUAAAGGAUGUGAAGAGGGACUCUGUUUCCAUCUCCUGGGAGCCACCUCUUAUCGAUGGAGGAGCAAAGAUUUCCCACUACAUCGUGGAAAAGCGAGAGGAGUCUAGGAUGGCGUUCACAAGCGUCAACAGCAACUGUGUGAGGAAUUUUUACAAGAUUGACAAUCUACAGGAAGGUUGCUUCUAUUGCUUCCGUGUCCUUGCAGUUAAUGAAUUUGGCACUGGAUUGCCAGCAGAGACUCCCGAGGCGGUUAAAGUAUCCGAGGCUCCUUUGCCCCCUGGCAAAAUCACUCUCAGCGAUGUAACUUGCAAUGGUGCAAGACUCUCUUGGGAGAAGCCUGAUCAUGAUGGCGGAAGCAAAAUCACAUGCUAUAUUGUAGAAAUACAAGCCAAGGGAGAAGAUACGUGGAUGAAAUAUUCAGAGAGUAAAGCACAAGAGGUUCUUGUUAAUGGGUUGAUACAAGGAAAAGAGUACUUCUUCAGAAUAAGUGCUGUGAAUGAAAAGGGAACGAGUGAACCAAAAUCCCUGUUGACGCCUGUUAUGGUGAAAGACACUAGUGCUGAGCCUGUUAUUAACCUGCUCACCAAUACGUUUAGUGUAAAAGCAGGAAAUGAUCUGAAGAUCGAUGUUCCAUUCAAAGGUGUGCCAUCACCAACUGUGGUCUGGAAAAAAGAGGGCAAUUUGCUGAAAGAGACAAGCAGAGUAAAUGUACAUACAUCUGAAUCGAUGUCUCAGAUUACUAUCAAAGAUGCAUCCAGAAUUGAUCUUGGUGUGUAUGAAGUAAUCCUGACCAACUCUAUUGGAACGACAUCAACCGAAAUCUUUGUGAGUGUUUUUGAAAGGCCCGGACCGCCAAGUGACCUCGCAGCAGAUGAAGUGAGUGCUGACUUUGUGUCGCUGUCAUGGCAGCCCCCACUUUACACUGGUGGGUGUCAGAUAACUAAUUACGUUGUUGAGAAACGAGACACUGGCAGCUCAUUAUGGCAGACUGUGUCAGCAACAGUGGCGAGAACAUCAAUCAAAAUUUCCCGUCUGACACAGGGCAUUGAGUAUCAAUUUCGUGUUGCUGCAGAGAAUCGAUAUGGAAAGAGCCAGUUUAUUGAAACAGAAGCUAUCGUUGCCCAGUACCCCUUCAAACCACCUGGUCCACCAACCAACCUCCAUGUUAUACAAGCAUCAAAGUCUGUGAUGGUCAUUGCUUGGAGCAAACCAGACUGUGAUGGUGGCAGCCCCAUUAUUGGUUAUCAUGUUGAAAGCAAAGAUCAAAGCAGCAUUUUAUGGACAAAACUAAACAGAAGCCCAGUAUCCGAUAACCAAUACAAGGUCUCAAGUGUUGAAGAGGGGCUGAUUUAUGAAUUCCGGGUCUGUGCUGAGAAUAUGGCAGGUGUUGGACCUUGCAGUCAGACAUCUGAACCUGCAACAGCAAGAGACCCAUGUGACCCACCCACAAAUCUCUCAGUCACUAAUGUAACAAACACUUCAGUUUCACUCUCAUGGGACAAACCAAAAUAUGACGGGGGUGCUAAAAUAACUGGCUACAUUGUCGAGCGCAAAGAACUGCCAGAUAGCUGUUGGCUUAAGUGCAACUUCACAAACUUGCUGGACACCUUCUUUGACGUGACUGAGCUCACUGAAGGAGAGCAAUACGACUUUCGGGUAAUUGCAAAGAAUGCAGUUGACCUCUUCAGUGCACCGUCUGAAAAUACAGGACCUGUUACUGUGCAGCAUGAUGUAGAGCCACCCAGAAUCAUAUUGGAUGAGAAAUUUAGGCAGGCAGUGGUUGUAAAGGCUGGGGAGCUUCUAAGAAUAGAUGCAGACAUUUCUGGGUGCCCUAAUCCAACGGUGUUCUGGUUGAAAAAUGGAAGAAAUAUUAGCACCAAGGGAAGGGUUGAGAUAACUGUGACAAAGGGCCAUACCACUCUUCUUAUUAGAGAGGGGGUUAGAAAAGACUCUGGACAGUACACUCUAACCCUGCAGAGCACAGGUGGCACCACAUCUAAAAGUGUUACCUGCAAGGUGCUAGACAAGCCAGGCCCUCCUGCUGGACCUCUGGAAGUAUCUGGUCUGUCAGCAGAAAAAUGCACCCUGUCAUGGGCCCCCCCUCAUGAGACUGGUGGUGCAGAAAUCCUGCAUUACAUUGUUGAGAAGUGUGAAACCAGUCGUGUUUCCUGGACCCUUUUAUAUGGGGAUUUGAUAGCAACAACUUGCAAGGUGACAAAGCUACUUAAAGGGAAUGAGUACCUGUUUAGAGUGAAGGCAGUCAACAAAUAUGGGGAGGGUGAGACACUGGAAAGUGAGCCAAUCAAAGCCAUUGAUCCCUUCACUGUCGCUUCCGCUCCAACAGAUGUUGAAGUCACAAGUGCUACCAAUGAAGCUAUGACCAUCUGCUGGAAGAGGCCUGUUUCUGAUGGCGGAAGUCGUAUCAGUGGUUAUAUCAUAGAGAAAAGAGACAAGCACGGUGUUCGCUGGGUCAGGGUCAACAAGAAACCCGUGUAUGACCUACGUGUCAAAGCCACUGGCCUGCAUGAGGGGUGCGAGUAUGAAUUUAGAGUAUUUGCUGAGAAUGUUGCUGGUCUCAGUGAGCCUAGUUUACCAUGCCCUCUUACACUAGCAGAGGAUCCAAAGUUCCCCCCCUCCUCUCCAGCAAAGCCCACCAUAGUUGAUUCAGCUAAGUCAUGUAUCACUCUGGCAUGGAACAAGCCAUUUGAUGGUGGAGCACCAAUAACUGGAUACAAAGUUGAAUUCAGAAAAAUAACAGAGGAGAAUUGGACUGUUGGAGUUCACAGCACAGACAGAACAGAAUUUACAGUAACUGGCCUUGCAACAGGAGAAGAGUAUAUUUUCACUGUUAGAGCCAUUAAUAAAAUUGGUAUAAGUGAACCCAGCCCUGAAACAGAUCCUGAAGUAGCCAUGGACAGAGAAGAAAUGCCUGUGUUCAACAUUAACCCAGAAAUGAGGAAGACCCUGCUUGUUAAAGAUGGCAGCUCCUUCACUUUGUCUGUGCCUUUUUCAGGCAAGCCGACUCCCAAUGUGUUAUGGGACAAAAAAGAUGUGGAUCUUAGAGUAAGAGGGCUUAUCACCACCAGCAGCUCUAUCACAUCGAUAACGGUGGAAAAGGCAACUCGUGACGAUUCUGGCAAAUAUACCAUCAAACUACAAAAUGUAGCCGGAUCCGCAUCUUUAACCCUGAACGUUAAGGUUCUGGAUUCACCUGGUCCUCCUUCCCAAAUAACAGUCAAAGAUGUUACCAAGACUUCUGCUACCAUUACCUGGGACAUCCCUGAGAACGAGGGGGGAGCCCCUGUGAAGAACUAUCUUGUAGACAUAAAAGAAAUUAGUAGAAAAGGGUGGACAAGACUCACAGAUAAAUGUCGUAGACUGUCCUACAAGGUAUCUGACCUGGAAGAGGGAGGGAUCUACUACUUCAGGGUCACUGGUGAAAAUGAAUAUGGCAUUGGGGUUGCAGCUGAGACCAAAGAUGGAACAAAAAUGGCAGGUACAUCUGGAACACAACUAUAUUUUACCUCAACUGCACAGUUUUACGAUGUUUUAACAUUCUGAUUUUAUCUUGUUUCAGAUAAAACAGACUGGGAGACAAACCAAGGAGUUUAACUUGUUUUUAGAGUUGAGCUACACAUCGCUUGAUCAUCUGAAAAAGAUUCUCCUUCUUUGUUGAUCUUCAGUACAUUCUCUUCUUCCAGCUCUUGGAGAGUACAGAUGCUUUUUUCCUCCUCUCCUCCCUAUCUUAUCCCAAGGCUCUUUGUCUGUCUUUGGGUGUACGGCACUUCUGCAUUUCUUCUGGAAAACUGGAAAUUAUUAAAAAUGGACCUGGUCGGUUCGUCUCUCAACGCGAUUGACAAAAUUUUUUCAACGAUGUGAACGGGAGAAGGGGCUCCCGGAUGCCCCUCUGGGACAGAGCCAGCUGGGCAUAUCAUGGACUCCUGGAAACAGUGGAACCUGAUCUGCCUCGCUCAACUGUCUGUAGAGGAUUCUGAAGACGUCUGGAUAUUCGUGGUGUUGGUGUCAGGUUUCGUGCUUUUUGGCCUGAGUGGUUACCUGACUUACCGGAAAAUUAAUGAGCUGUCGAGGAAUAUUGGCUCGCUCCCGGAGCUCAGGGAUGGAUUACACCACGCUGUGAACGCAUAAACUCAUAUAAUUGUCGAGAUGAGUCGUAAGCUUGGAACUUUGGCUGAGAUUCAGACUUUGGCACAGAAGGUGGAUUUGAUCAAGGAGAAAGUUGACGGAUCAGCACGGAUUGGGAUAGAUAAAUUACGCCAUUACUGGAUUUAGAGGGGUUGAGGACCAACAGAACUUUAAGACAGAGAGGAAAUGAUCUCUGUCUGGCCCCAAAAGAAGUUCUUAUCUGAAUCUGGUGUCCUUGAGCCUGUGAGGCUGAAGAGAUUACUCCCCCUCAGAAGAAAUGUGGAAUGCUGCCAUCGCCAUGGUAACUCUGUCUCCCUAUCCCAGCCUGGGCGGGACUGUGACCGGUGAAGGCCGUUGAAUCGCUCUCUAAACCCAACUACCUCCCUCCCCUGUCCAAACAGAGGUGACGAGCGCUGUUUAUCAUGGCUGCAUGCACUGAUGUGUGGAUAGUCCCCAACCCUACCUCCCCACCUAGUGGACACUUAUGUUGUGUAAUGCUUGAAGUCUGUUGCAUUUCUGUCUGAGGUGUUUUUUACAUAGCGAAGCUGCCCCCCUGUGGAGGGUAACUCUGAAGUGCCUUUUUUUUCCUCCACCUGACUCAAUCCUUAUAUAUAAACCCUCUGAUCUCUAUUAAAGUAGCACCACUCGGGUUGCGAAUGACCACAGUCACCAAUUCUUGUCAUGUGUCUAUGACUAUGUAUAUAUGUCUGAUCUCAGAAUUGUGUGAACUGAAACUCUAAUGUCCCUCUGGGAUUAAUAAAGUAUCUUUGAAUUUGAA
Nothobranchius furzeri (turquoise killifish) is the source of this 7944-nucleotide messenger RNA. NCBI's taxonomy places the organism in Eukaryota, Metazoa, Chordata, Actinopteri, Cyprinodontiformes, Nothobranchiidae. The record is from RefSeq and is a predicted model, not a curated record.